Rubroshorea leprosula is the source of this 6302-nucleotide messenger RNA. The record is from the annotation of a GenBank genome assembly. Lineage: Eukaryota; Viridiplantae; Streptophyta; Magnoliopsida; Malvales; Dipterocarpaceae.
GUUUUCUUCUCUUUAAUCUCUUCAUCCUGACCAUCCAGAAUCCUCAACCGUCGCCGUGGUGUCUCAAGUCUGAAAUCUGUGGUGUUGGGCACUUUUUAACUGCUGCAGGGUCUGUGGAAGUCGUUAUUGGCUUGUAUUUUUUUCUACCUUCCCCCUUUACUCAUUCCAGGUGGAUAGAAUGCCUGAUGAGCAUCAAUUAUCUGCUGAUGAUGAAAUUCCGAGGCAGCCCGGUCCUCCUAUACUGCGCCUCGUUCCGAAGGAGAAGGACCAGGAUGAAUUGCGCAGAUUUUCUUUUGCUGGUCAUUUACUCGCAGAUGAAGACUAUGUUAAAAGUGGAGUCGUGUACAGCAUUUUGAAAAGCGCAUGGAGACCCAAGGGAGGACUGGAGGUUCAUGAGCAGUCCAAGAACACCUUUAUCUUUCUCCUCUCUGAUGAAACAGAGAAGGAUCGCAUCUUCCAGGAAUCUCCAUGAUGGAAAGAUGAAGAUGGAAACUAUCUCACACAACCAAGUCCCCAAUAUGGCCCGCAUAUGAGGGUUCCAGCUUAUUCUCCGAGGAAGCAUUUCGGUUCCAUUCGCGAGACAAAGCAGAAUCCGCAGUUAAGCAUGGAAUCAUCGGCACACAUGGCUCCACUCCGGUGGGACGCAAAACAGCCGGUGACAAACACACCAAUCAAUACAGAACCGCAGUUGGUCCAUGACGUGGAAGGCACACCAACAUUGGGUGGGGUACCAGCGGAUGGCGAGCGCGUGAACCAGCGUUCCUCAGACUCGCCGCCCAAAGCUUUUAUUGCAUGUAAUCCUUCCUGCAGUGACAUAAUUACUCACCCAGCUGGAGGCUCACAAUCCUCACUGCCAUCCACUCCCACCCCCGAGCAUAUAACUCCUCCAUUAAAUGCGAUGGUGACCGAAGACGAUGCAUUCUUAUCUGUUCAGACUCUUGAAUGUUCAAGUACAUCGGACGAAUUCACUGGACGUCAGCAAACCUCCUUCCCCAUCCAAAUUGGCCCAGAGCAGUCUACUAUGGAUGUUGAAGUGGGCUUCAUUCUAUCCGAACAGGUAAAGGCCCAUUUAUCACUGGGAAGGCCGGUAAAUACUGGGAAAAAACGUAAAACUGAGAUGGGGCCUUUAGAGCAAAUCUUUAAACGGACCCGUAUUAGAGAGGCUGAAGCUUCUGAAGUCCUAUGCUCCCCUGCCCAAUUACAAGCAGCUCUCAUACUGGAUAGAUCUGAAUUCCACAAACAGGAUCAGCAAGGCUUUUUCACAAAUGUAAAUGAGACUAUCACCGUGAAGAAAGUUCGUAGAAGAAUCCGGCAGCAAGCCCUCACUCAUCAUGUGCGAUUUAAGCCAGAUGCUAGAUUCUCCCUUCUCCAAGAUUUUCAUCCAACACAGAUCCCCUUCAAUGAUCCCCCAGUUAUUCCAGAACUCCCUCUAGUCAAUACAACUCCAGCCACCCUCACCAACAUGAACAUCCUUUCUUGGAAUUGUCAGGGCCUUGGGCAAGCCUUGACAAGAAGAGUGCUGAAAGACCUUAUCUUUAAACACCGCCCUUGCUUAGUUUUUUUGAUGGAGACUAAACAGUCCAUGAGGUAUCUGGAGGGAUUAAGAAGGAGACUCUCAUUUGCUAAUGGAGUGUAUGUUAAUCCGCAAGGCUAUUCAGGGGGUCUAGCUUUGUGGUGGACAGACGACGUUCAUAUUUCCAUAUUUUCAGCGGACAAAAAUAUGUUCGACGGAAGCUUGUCUGAUGUGGAAUAUAAUGUCACUUGGCAUUUUUCAUUUAUAUAUGGGGAACCUAACAUCCAAAUGCGAAGAGACAUGUGGAGAAAGGUGAUUGCUUUGAAGCGGGAUGCCGUGAUUCCUUGGCUGUUAAUGGGGGACCUCAAUUUGGUUGGAGACAGCUUUGAUAAAAAAGGGAAACGCCCACCGCUAGUCACGGAUAGAAGGCUACUAGAGGAAUUGGCUAACUCUUGUUGUCUCAGGGAACUCGCCUACAAAGGUGCGAGAUACACAUGGUCAAGAGGGAGCAUCAGUGAACGACUUGAUCGUGCCUUAAGUAAUGAACGGUGGACUCAACUUUUUCCUAAUGCCCAACUUUUUCACUGCACUAGGAUUGGAUCGGAUCAUUGUCCUCUGCUACUUUGUUUAAAAGCCAUCCCUGUGUUCCCCAGGAAACAGUUUCGCUAUGAGCUUAAAUGGCAGCAACACCGGGACUAUGAAGGGGUGAUAGCUCAAGGCUGGGCAACAGAACGCCCUGGUUCUCCUCUUUAUUGCAUGUCCUCUAAACUUGCUCAUUGUAGAAAACAUCUGAUGCACUGGUGGAAACACACAGGAAGAAAUUCUCGUCUUGAGGUGGAGCGAUUACAGAAGGAACUUGAUCAAUUACAAUUAGAAGAACAAUCGGAAGCAAACUUAUCCCGACAAAGGUUGCUGAUUGAUGAAAUUAAUUCCCUAUGGCUACAGGAAGAAACACAUUGGUUUCAGAGAGCCCGCACCAGCUGGAUACUCCUGGGGGAUAGAAACUCCAAGUACUUUCAUGCCAUGGCCUCUCGAAGAAGACAGAACAAUUACAUUUUCCAGCUAAAGGAUGAACAAGGCACACUACUGGAAGGGAUUGACUCUCUUUUGGAUCAUGCUUAUUCCCACUUUCAACAGGCCUAUGACUCCCCAGAAACUUGUUCCUUUAAUCAGAUUGAGGGGCUUAUCAGACCGUUGGUGACUACAGAAAUGAAUGAAGACCUAUGUCGGGUUGUUUCGGAUGAAGAAAUAAGGGCCACAGUAUUCCAAAUGGGCGCACUAAAAGCCCCCGGAGUUGAUGGUUUUCCAGGGUGUUUCUACCAACGUCACUGGGAUCUUGUUGGCAAUGAUGUUUGUAGGGCUGUGCAGCAUUUCUUUACAAAUGGUUUCAUGCUUAGGGAGAUGAACAAGACAAAAAUAGUUCUUAUUCCUAAAGUCAAAAAUCCUAAGGUGAUUACACAAUAUCGUCCUAUAUCUCUUUGCAACUUCUCUUAUAAAGUCAUUGCUAAAAUUCUGGCUAAUCGACUCAAAGCAUAUCUCAAUGACCUGAUCUCUCCAUUUCAGUCUGCAUUUGUGCCUGGUAGGACCAUACAAGACAACAUUAUCAUUGCACAGGAGGCUUUCCACGGCUUACACCUAAAAAAGUCAGGUAAGCAUGGUGUUAUUGCUUUAAAACUUGACAUUCGGAAAGCUUAUGAUAAUGUUAAUUGGAGUUGCUUGGAAUAUAUUAUGAGGGCUCACGGGUUUUGCGAUAAAUGGAUCCAUAUGGUGAUGCAAUGUGUCUCAACUGUGUCAUAUACAGUGGGAAUCAAUGGCAGCCAAACUCCUUUUUUCAGCCCUCGACGCGGACUUCGUCAAGGAGAUCCAUUAUCCCCAUAUCUUUAUCUAUUCAUUGCUGACAUUUUAUCUCGGUUAUUAACGGCAGCCACUUCAGCAAAGCAACUUACUGGCUAUAAGAUCCGAAGACGGAGCCCUAUUAUCAGCCACCUUCUCUUUGCAGAUGACUCCUUAAUCUUUUGUCGGGCUACAACAGAGGAGAUAUGCCAAUUGCAAUCCAUUCUGCAAGUCUAUGGAGAUGUGUCAGGCCAAAAAGUCAAUUUCUCUAAAUCUGCUGCCAUGUUCAGCUCCAACACUCCAACUGAGGUGCGAAACUUAAUCUGUAGUAAACUUGGCAUCCAAGCUGAGUCGACUUUCUCAAAGUAUCUCGGUGUUCCAAUUUCAUGGGGGAGGUCCAAAAAAGACUGUUUAAAAUAUGUGGUCGAUAAAAUACAGCAGAAACUCACUCACUGGAAAAAGGGUUUGUUAUCACAAGCUGGUCGAGAAAUUUUAAUUAAAGCAGUAGCUAUGGCCAUCCCCACCUUUACCAUGUCUUGCUUUCUUUUCCCUGUAGGAGUUUGUCAAGAUAUCAACAGGAUCAUCAGGGAAUUUUGGUGGGGCCAACAAGCUGAGGAAAGGAAAAUAUGCUGGGUCAGUUGGAGCCAUCUCUCAAAAAGUAAGCAUGUGGGAGGUAUGGGCUUUAAAGAUCUCUACUGCUUUAACCUGGCAAUGUUAGCCCGACAGGCUUGGAGAUUAUUGCAAAAUCCUAAUGCCUUAUGGGUCCAAGUCUUAAAAAGUUUAUACUUCUCAGAUUCCUCCUUUUUGUCUGCUAGAAAGGGAAGUCAUCCCUCUUGGAUUUGGUCAAGCAUUUUACGAGGAAGGGAUAUUAUCCAAAUCGGCAUGAGAUGGAAUGUCGGGAACGGUCAAAAUAUUCUGAUUUUUGAAGACAGAUGGGUUCCCACUCUGCCAGGAUUUAAGGUGACCUCUCCUGAAACUCACUCUUUGUUUACUUAUGUUUGUGAACUACUUGAUGAUGGGGGAGAAUGGGAUAUUACAAAAUUAACUCUUAGCUUCAGCAACCAAGAGUGCAGAGAAAUUCUCAAAAUCCCGACUAGUGCAUGCCCUGACUCCUUUAUCUGGCAUUAUGAUAAAGUUGGGAAAUUUUCAGUCAAAAGUGCUUAUUUCCUUGCAUAUAAUAUGACCCGUGAACUAGGAAUACUUGAAACCAAUAGGGACAUGACCAUUGGAGAGUGGAAACAAUUAUGGCGAUUGAAAAUUCCCCCAAAGGUUCGUGUUUUCUUGUGGAGAGCCAUACUAAAUUCUCUGCCCUCUUUGGAUAAUUUGGUAAAAAGGGGAGUGUUACAAGAGAUGACCUGCCCUAAUUGUCAGGGAGCUGAUGAGACCUUGAUGCAUCUCUUAUUUUUUUGCCCUCAAGUUGAACCAAUUUGGUUUGGCUCCAACUUGGGUCUUAACCCUCGGCAACUGCGGGUGAAUUGUUUUAGAGACUGGUGGAGGUUCAUUAACAGUUUAGCAAAGCAGAUGGGUUUACCAUCUCUGGUUGAUCAAAGUGCAAUAAUCUGUUGGCAUCUAUGGAAGGCAAGAAAUGAGAAACACUUUGAACAUGUGGAUUUUAAUCCUCAUCAAAUUCUUGCUCGUAUCUCUGCUAUGAUCCAUGACUACUCCUCUAGCAUGUCUAAAAACUUACCGCUUGCCCCGUCCAGGUCACGGGCUGAUGGGAAACAACAGCAUUCCUCCUGGGUUAGACCUCCGACGGGCUUCCUUAAAGUCAAUGUGGAUGCCUCUUUCUCUCCCCAAACGGGUUGUGCUGCUCUAGCAAUGGUUGGGCGCAACUUUAAAGGUGAGAUUUGUGUUGGAGAAUCCUGGCUCUCUAUGGCAUCAUCAUCGCUUAUGGCAGAGGCGGUCGCUUUAUGCAAAGCUGCUAAAUAUAUGGAAAGCAUGGGCGCCCAAAAUGUCUUGUUUGAAUCAGAUAACCAGGCUUUAAUUAUCUCCCUAUUGCAUCCUGAUAAACCAAUCCCAUGGGAGAUUAAGUCAAUCAUCCUGGCCCUUAGAGAAAUCUCUCAUCGCCACCCGCAUUUCAUGUUUUCCUUUAUCCCACGAAAGGAUAAUAAGGUCGCAGAUUGGGUGGCUAAACAGUCACUUAAAGGGCAAUGCCCCUUCUUUUGGGCACAUAGACCUCCAAAUGAUUUUACUUUGGAGCAAGAUAGUGUCACACCAGUAAAUGGUUGGAAGGCUUACUAUGCAGCUACAAGAGCUAUUAUGAAUGUUAAUGAAGAAUUCUUUAACAUCAUCAGAGAAAGGUCUCUUGCAGCAAUGAGUCAUUUUUGGUUUAAUGCAGAUUAUGUAAAGUGCAUUCUUGCCUCAGGAGAACAUUUUUCAGGGUAUAAUGCCGUAAUUGAGAGUUGGGAGGUUAAAUUUACCUGGGAGCAAUGGUUCGAUUUUCAGGUUCGAGAUGUGCGGGCCAGGGUGCGGACAGACAUGGCUUGGGUUACCAUGAAGACCUAUGUUGAAAUUAUCGGACCAUUUAACAUGACUAAUGUGUUUGAGUUCCAUAAUGGGAGGUGGUAUAUGGUGCAUCAUCACAGCUCAGUGAUUGUUCCUAAUGGAGACGUAGAGCAACAGUUUGGUCACGGCCAUGGGUAGCAGAAGAUGAAGAAGAAGAGUAAUGUACUAGUACAGACAUAGUGGUACUGAUUAACAGGGGCAAGUUGCUUGAAAUUUCUCUGUGAUUUAUUUGGAAAAUCUGUAUUGCCACUUUUUCCAACCCUAGUUAUGGGUAUUAUGUGGUAAAUAGGCCAAUUCCUUUUUCUUCAUUCUCUUGUCUUCGUUUUUAUCCUAAAUUUCUUCUUACUGUGUAAUUGAAUGAGAGAUUGAAGCUGAAGUGGAGCAUUCUUUUUCCCGUUUUCUUUUGCGGAAAACCAUUGAAAGCUGAAUUGAAUAAGACGACUACAAAAUU